AUGAAGUUCUUUUCAACAUUCGUAAUACUCUCAUCAUGUGUCGCUGCUGUGUCAGCACACACAUCAAUGAUUUAUCCACUUCCACGAGGACACCCACAAAAUCCCAACGCUGCCGUAAAAGAUUACGACUGUAUUAUUGCGUCAAUAACUCCAGCUGGAAAUUGUACAAGGAAGUCCUUUCCGUGUGGUGGCUAUCCAAUGGACACCAAAAUCACACAAGUUUUCUAUGCUGGUGAUGUCAUCAAUGUGAAAUUUUGGACUUCGGCACUUCCCAAUGGUCCACAAUCAGGUUCCGAAAAUGAUAAUCAAUCAAGACAUAAUGGUGGACUUUGUGAAUUCUCUUUAUCCUACGAUGGGGGUGAAACCUACACAGUCAUUGCUACUUAUCAUCAAACUUGCCCAGAUAUCUUCUUUGAUUGGAAAGUAAAAAUUCCAAAUGCUGCUCCAUCAUGCGAUAAUCCCGGAAAAUGUCUUUUCUCUUGGUCAUGGAUAAACGCUAUAGGAAAUCGUGAAUUCUAUCAAAAUUGUGCUGAUAUUAAACUUGUUGGCAACAAUUCAGCAAAACCAUUACCAAUCAUUGAUAUUACUCGGGCAAACUUGCCACCGAAAUUCCCUGACAUUAUAACUCCACCCGGUGAUCCAGCUAAUACUGGCAACGGUAAAGAUCCGGCCCUUCCCUUUCCGAUGUUUCCGCUAAUAUGGCUCUCAAUAUUGGUGGAAAUAACGGUGGAAUUGACAUUGCUCCACGCGAUG
Ambispora gerdemannii is the source of this 753-nucleotide messenger RNA. NCBI's taxonomy places the organism in Eukaryota, Fungi, Glomeromycota, Glomeromycetes, Archaeosporales, Ambisporaceae. The record is from the annotation of a GenBank genome assembly.